Messenger RNA from Anopheles gambiae (African malaria mosquito), 6828 nucleotides. RefSeq names its product mitogen-activated protein kinase kinase kinase 15 (gene Ask1). The record is from RefSeq and is a predicted model, not a curated record. NCBI's taxonomy places the organism in Eukaryota, Metazoa, Arthropoda, Insecta, Diptera, Culicidae. The coding region runs from base 1487 to 6121 and encodes 1544 amino acids. Gene Ontology annotation, biological process: MAPK cascade; protein phosphorylation. The transcript has 8 exons. Gene Ontology annotation, molecular function: ATP binding; protein binding; protein kinase activity.
AAUACCUUCCCACCGCAGCCAGUGGACGGCACAUUCAACCCUGCCGGAAGGUGUCUGGCAUUUUAGUUUUCAAUUAAACAGGCACACAUAUUGCGUAAUUGUGGGUGAAAAAUUGCGAGUAAAAUAGAAAAAAAUAUUGCAACGCAAAAAAAAUCACCCACAACAGCACGUUACUCCACACUCCCCCGGUGCAAGGUUGUUGAGCCCUGCCCACCGAGCCGAGCUAAUCUCGCACGCGGAACUAGAAAAAGAGGAAGCGGGAAAAGACGAUGCGGCCUCUCGCGGUGUGUGUUGUGUCGCGCGCGCGUACCCUAAAGUUGUGUGUUUUAAAUUGCGUUUAAUACGAACUUCUACGCCGUUUGGUUUUGCGGGCACCAACCAAACCCGAGUGGACAAUUGAUUGGUAAGCUUGUGUUUUUUUUUGUUGGUGUGUGCUGCAUUUACCCGCCCACUCUACAAGUGUGUGUUUGCGUGUGUGUUUGUGUGUGGGGUUGCGCGUGUUUCGAUUAUGAAGUGAGACAAGAUCACGUCCAAGUAAGGUGCAGCGCGCUGGGACGGGCGACGCGCCGAUUCUCUCCCACGACCAGAUCUCGAGAUCAAUCUGUGUGUGCUGAUCAUUAGUUUUACACAAAUCCAGCUCAUGUGUGUGCCCUUGUUGGAUGGGAUUCUGCGACGUUGAUCGGUACGCACACACGUACACCCACGACGACGACGACGACGACGACGGUUUCGCCUGUGUGCGGCGGUCGGGUUUCUGCUCUCCCGCCCGCACUAGACGCAGUUACGCAGCGACAGUCGGUGGUGGUGGCAGUAGUAUUAGUAGUAGUAAUAGCAGUAGAGCACGGCUAGCGGCUCCCUAAUCUCAUCGCUCGCCAUCAUCAACGCGGGCACACAAACCGGGCCCAGUACUACCAUAGCCAGUGCGUGCGCGUGUCACGACCGACGACCACUGGCACCAGUCAGAUCCACUGCAGCUACUCUUCCAUCAAAUCACGCAACCCACCCGGGUCCCGCUAUCAGCCACGCUAUCAAACACGCGUCGUGCCUGACGCCUGAUCCCGGGGACGGGCGCUCCAGAAAUUACCGACUCCCACCAGGCACCCACCCGACCCGCACGUUCUCUACGAUGGCGUCGAGGAAUAUUAGCGGCACCGUCGGCAGGACUGAUCGUGCCCGCUGCAUCGUCUAGUGCACGUGCAAGUGUAUGUGUGUGUGUGAAGGUGUGUGAUGUUAGGGCAAUUUUGCCUAGGCAGCUCUCUGACUCUCUAGCGCAGCAUCUCAACCGCGCUCCCCCGGUGGGGGGAACACCACCCCAAAACACAGAACAGUACCACCUCCCCCCCCCCCCCCCGCCACUCCUCAACAACGCGCAAUCCAACCUCGUUUUGGUCCGGAAGAGGAGCAUUAUCAAUUAGCAACUAGUAAGAAACGAAGGAAAAGCAACAGAAAACCUGACGACGCUCUCGACACGCGCUGCCCGAUCGACAUGGAAGAAACAGAAACUCAUGCAGUGGCAGCGGGCGUCAAGCACAGCGGCAGCAUGUCCAACCUGAGCGACAUAUCGGGCAACACGGCGGUACCGGCCGGUGCGCAUGCCGGGCCCGGCCGCCCCCGCAUGGACAUUGCGGCCGUGAUUGACUGCGAGAAGAGCGCGUGCCUGAGCCACCGGAAGGCGGCCCUCGAGGAGGUGCAGCAGGCGUGCGCCGCGGUCGGUGCGAACCUGCAGCUGCUGCCGUUCGAUGUGCUCGACUACCACAACGAGAACAACAACAAGCUCGAGUACUUCUACAACGCGGACGUGGUCGUGGUCGACCUGAGCGUCCAGACGCAGCAGAGCACGCUGUGCUACCUGCUCGGCGUGCGCGAAAGCUUCAAGAUGAAGGAAAACAUCGUCAUCUACAACGACACGCAGACGGAGGCGACGCUGCGCAUGAAGAUCUCGUGCGGCAACUAUCAGUUCCUCUCGUACCGGCUGCACGAGAAUGGUGGCGCGAUCGUCACCAGCCCGCUCAAGCUGGAGGAGACGGCAGGGACGGUGGCCGCCGCGUCCCAGCUCGCCCAGCAGCCGACGACGCUGGCGGUGGCCCUGCGCCGCCUCUUCCAGGACGUCGAGAUCCAGUCGAAGACGCACCUGCGCGAAAAGUUCCUCGCCGAUCUGCGCAGCCUGCGCGACCAGCACGCGGGCAACGUGGAGGAGCUGCAGCGCAUGCUGCGCAACCUGCGCAAGCGGCUGGACGAUCCGCAGGUCCUGUCCAAAGACAUCCUGCAGACGUACAUGCUCGCGCUGCGCGACGUGCAGGAUUACGACGCGAUGGUGCAGCUGGUGGACGAUCUGCAAACGAUACCGAACAAGCAGAGCUACAUCAACACCGGCCACAUGCACUACCUGUACGCGUUUGCGCUGAACCGGCGCAACCACGAGGGUGACCGGGAGCGGGCGCUGCGCACCUGCACCAAGGCGCUGGAGAAGAAGGAGAACCACUUCCCGGACAUGCUGUGCCUGUACGGGCGCAUCUACAAGGACAUCUUCGUCGAGUCGAACCACACCGACCGGGAGAGCCUGAAGAACGCGAUCAUCUGGUACCGGAAGUCGUUCGAGGUGCAGCCGAACGAGUUCGCCGGCAUCAAUCUCGCCACGCUGCUCGUGAUCGACGGGAAGGACUUUACCGACAGCGAGCUGCAGCACAUCGGCAUGAAGCUGAACAAUCUGAUCGGGAAGAAGGGUUCGCUCGCGCAGAUCAAGGACUACUGGAACGUGGCGACGUACUUCGAGAUCUCGGUGCUGGCAGAGAACUACGCGAAAGCGAUCCAGGCGGCGGAGUGCAUGUUCAAGCUGCGGCCGCCGAAAUGGUACCUGAAGUCGACCAUCGGCAACAUCACGCUGAUCGAUCGGGCCCGUAAGCGCACGGAGGAGCCGGCGGGCAUCAGCAUCGAGCAGCAGAUCUUCCAGUUCUGGAUGGAGUUUUUCCUCGAGGCGACGGCGCGCGAACCGUCCAGCAUGGUGCGCUUCCCGAUACUGAUCCUCGAGCCGCAGAAGAUCUACAUGCCGAGCUACGUGUCGAUCCACAUGGACGCGGAGCAGAAGUCGAUCGACAUCAGCAACGUUUGCCAGCAGCACGCGAAGGGCACCUGCCUGAAGCUGCACGAUUUCAACUUUCUCGCGAGCCAAAUCAAAUCGGUCAGCCUGUACAAGCGGGACGAGCGGUGCGCCUACCUGUACGUACACCACAACUCGGACGACUUCCAGAUGUUCUUCCCGUCGGUCCAGUGCCGGCAGACGUUCUACGACCUGAUCCUGCAGAUGACCGCCGACCAGGGCUCGGGCUUUAUCGAUCUGUCCGCGGCCGAGACGACGGCGGACGAGCUGAAGUACGAGUACGACCUGGACGACGAGGGCCAGCGCAUCCUGCUCGGCAAGGGCACGUACGGCGCGGUGUACGCGGCCCGCGACCUCACCACGCAGGUCAAGAUUGCGGUGAAGGAGGUGUACGAGCGCAACACGCACGACGUCCAGCCGCUGCACGAGGAGAUCAAGCUGCACUCGCAGCUGCGCCACCGGAACAUCGUCCAGUACUGGGGCUCCAAGUCGGAGAACCAGUACUUCAAAAUUUUCAUGGAACAGGUGCCGGGCGGCUCGCUGUCCGCCCUGCUCAGCUCCAAGUGGGGCCCGCUCAAGGACAGCGAGACGACGAUCGCGUUCUACUCGCGCCAAAUACUGGAGGGGCUCAAGUACCUGCACGACCAGAAGAUCGUGCACCGCGACAUCAAGGGCGGCAACGUGCUGGUCAACACGUACAGCGGCGUGGUGAAGAUAUCCGACUUCGGCACGUCCAAGCGGCUGGCCGGCAUCAACCCGGCGACGGAAACGUUCACCGGCACGCUCCAGUACAUGGCGCCGGAGGUGAUCGACCAAGGCGUGCGGGGGUACGGCCCGGCCGCCGACAUCUGGUCGUUCGGGUGCACCGUGGUCGAGAUGGCCACCGGCAAGCCGCCAUUCGUCGAGCUCGGCUGCCCGCAGGCGGCCAUGUUUAAGGUCGGCUUCUACAAGACGCACCCGACCAUCCCGGAGGAGCUGUCCAGCAUGGCGAAAAACUUCAUCCUGCGCUGCUUCGAGGUGAACGUGGACAAACGGGCGACCGCCACCGAGCUGCUGGAGGAUCCGUUCCUCUGCGAGAAACACAAAAAGAUGCGCCCCUCGUUCAGCAGCAGCAGCACGAUCAGCGGACUGCCCCAUCCGGGCGCUAGCGAGUUCUCCCGCAGCGUCAGCAUGCCCGCCGACCGGCACAACUCGAAAACGCUCACCACGCAGGAAAGCUCGGCCAGCUGCAACACACCCACCUUCAGCUCCGAAACCGAAGCGUCAUCGAUACCGCCGCUGAACGCUACGAUCGGCGUCCAGACGGCAAGCCGGUCGGUGACCGAGCGGAAAAACAAACAUUCGUUCCAGCUGACGCCGAUCAAGAUGCCCAAGCACGGCAUCAGCAGCAUCGGAAAUCUCGCGGAAACGCCCUCACUGGAGAUGGAUUCCGCCGAACAGACGUCGACCGUGUUUCAGCUCAAUCGGCGCAGCUCCUCCGGAGGUUUGCUGUCACCGGAGAUUGAUAUUACGACGUCGACCGCGAGCAAGCUGCCGCUGGCGGGCGACGCGAACGAGAGCGACGGCUUCUACCUGCUGAAGAAGGACUCGCAGCGGCGCCAAACGCUCGACAAGGUGCUGUGCCACGACGUCACCAAGAUCUGCGAGCUGUGGCUGACCAAGAUCGAGCCGGACGCGAACCAGGAGCUAGCGAUCACGCGCGACCACCUCGUGAUGCUGCUGAACGGGCUGCGCAAGUACAUUGCGGAGCAACGCACCGACACGCUCGAGCAGGCGAUCGCGCAGCUGAAGGAGCAGCCGAACUUCAACGACAUCGCGAUCGUGCAGCUGCAUCUCGCGCUGUACGCGUUCCAGAACACGGUCAUCACGGUGCUGCGCUCGCACAACAUCAAGCCGCAUUGGAUGUUCGCGCUGGAGAAUCUGGUGAAGAGUGCGGUGCACGCGGGCAUCACCAUCCUGUCGCCGAAGCUCGGCGCCAACCUGGCCGGCAACGCACCGAACGACGACGAGUACGACGAGGAAAGCAACGAGCUGGGCGGACAGGCGGGCCCAGCGCCGCCGGCCGCCCGUGCGCCGCUGGUGAACGGGCGGUUUGCGCCAGCAGCGGCACAGGACGAGCGGGACGGCUCGGCGUACGACUGCGAGUACGAUAUGUACGAUCUCAUGGCGGAGGGCGGGGGCGCCGGCGACGAGGACCCAAUGGACGAGCUGGACGAUCCGCUCACCGGCACGUCCAGCGGGCACGGUACGCUGCGGGGCAUGAAGCCGCGGGCCCGCAGCCACGGCACGGACGUCGGGCCGGGCACGCCGCUGCAGAAGAAAACGCGCUGGAAAACGUGGCGCGAACAGGUCGAGGCACUGAGGGCGGAAAAUCAAAGACUGAAGGAGUACCUGCUGGAAUCUCAACAAUCCUACCACGGUGCGUUCCGCGCGGUGCUGCAGAGCGGGGCGUUCGCCCGCUGCCUUACCGACCAGCUGGUCGCACUGAUGGAGCGCUGCCUGCACGAGCACGGCACCGGCCCCGAGCUUGGCGAUGGGGAGGAGACGUUCGGGGAUGGUGCUGCUGCUGCUGGUGGUGGUGGUAGGGUACGGCGUACGGCGCAACCCUGGAACCGGAUGCCACCGGUCGGGCAGACGGCGACGGAUCGACCGACACAGUGCGCAUCGGACCGGGUCGUUGCAACGGAGGAUGGCCAGAACGUGGAGGAGGCAGAUGAGGACGAGGAGAUGGGUGAUCUGCGGCUGGCAGAGUGGCUGCAGGCGCAGGGCAUCAAGCGCCCGGAGUGCCAGCGGCGGAUACUGCGCGAGGGCUUCCUGUGCGACGACUUCCUCUACGAUCUGGAGCGGGACGAUCUGCGCCGGUUGGGACUGAAGAUCGGGGAAGAGCUACGAAUCUGGAACGCGCUCAAGCGUCACCGCCGACUGCAUCCACCAAAGCGACCGUCCGCCGACUGCGAUUCGGUCCACAACAUCAACAACAACUGCUUGAAUGACCAUCAUACCGCCGGCCUCGAUACGCGAUAGACAAACGCGCGCACCGAAUUUGCCUUUUGCACACACCCACACACACCUCCCUCCAACCGACGUGUGUGCAGCUCCGGCAGGAGCAAACUCAAGUGUCAAGUGUCCUUGAAAGUCGAUCCACUCGGUCGCAGAGCAGGAGAGACCACUCCUCUUUACACCAUGCAAACAACCUGUGAUGCAAAACACGCUGCUCGAAACAAUCACGCGAUCGAACGCUGCUCCUAGCCAGCAGCAACAGCAGCAGCAGACGAAUCCGUCGUGCCGAGUCGCAGCCAUAUCGAUUUGGAAGCCAUCGAAAGCCAACCGAAGCUUACAAAACAAUCAUAACACAUUUAUUAGAGAAUAAUCAGUCACAGCAAAGCAACCACUCAGUGGCGGUCCGUUUCGGGGGCCAAUAAAACGCGCGCACAAAGAAGAAGAAGACGAAAACACACACACAACUAUCUCCCCUAGAAGCAUUAAUGCCAAUAGCGCGCGGGGUUCUAGGGACAUUGCGCAUAAGGAAUAUCCGCCUGGUGUGUGUAUUUGUAUGUGUGUUGCAAAACACAUUUUUCCCCUCCCCACAAUGUUCUUUUCCCGCUUGGUGUGAUAGUUCCGCACACGUGCGUAUGUUGAUUAAAGUAAAAAAAAAAAAACACAAAGAAGAAAUUGCUGAUAUUGUAAGUAACAUUGAUUCGAUAAAUAAAGGCACGAAAAAAAUCUGAAAA